AUGGAUGCUGCACACGGAGUGGGCACGUAUGAAAGACUGCCGGUUAAAUGGUUUGGUGUAUUGGACGUAGUUAGCUUGCGAUCUCACAGUGGCCUUCAACGCAGGGCUUACGAUGCGACGGUGGAUUUAGGACUCUCAGCAAGAACAUCCUCGCCAGUCCUACUGACCGAAGAGGGCGCGGUGCAAGCACAUUAUUUGCUUGGGCCCUGCUACUUGAGCGGGGAAGUGGUGCGGGGAAGCCGUGAGCGGCGCACCCAGUUGGUCCUGGAUCAUGAUGCAUCAAGGGGUAGCGUGGUAGAUACGUCGGCUGGAACCGAUGCGCCAGGCUUAACUGUGUCGGGUCGGGGUCUGGUCCUUUGCGAUGCUUUGGUCUGUACCGAUAUGUUCGGCGACGAGUGGCGGGUUGCCACCCUGAUGCAUAAAGAAUGGGACAAUAGUUGUCUGGAAUUCAGUCUUUUCGAAAUGGAUUACAUUUACGAUGUGAAAGAAAUAGGCUGGGGGCAAAGGUGUUCCAUUACCAUUGGUGAAGUAAUCGCAUUUUCAGGGGAAGUGGUUAAUACGGCAGGACAUGCGGGCAAGUGGAUUGUGAAGAUGGGGGUGGCGGGCCACCCAGUACUAGGGGGUGGCUGGCCACCCGGUACCUCGUCAACACUAAUGGAAAAGUUGCGCAACGUUGGGGGAGUUUUUGAGGUGGAUGACCAUACUUACAAUACGCUACUGGGGUAUUAUCAAAUUCAAGAGCCGUCUUGGACCGAUUAUCGUAAUCUCCCACAUCCAAUGGAUGCACGCGUUCUGGGACCAUAUGCAAAAGAGGUGGCUGGAUUGAAAUGUCAAAAAGGAAUGCAAUUCAGCAAAAAAUCGCCAAACAACUUGGUGAAGAUCAAUGUGAACGGCAAGGUAGCUUGGGGAGUUGUUUUACAUAUCUUGAUGGUAAAAGACAUGACAGAUGAGGUAGCUAUGGUUCGAUGGAUGGAGGUGGUACGGGAUGAUGUCUUGGAUCAGAUAUUUGAAAGGAUGAGCAUGGUCCGUUUGGUUGAGACAUCAAAAACUGAAAUUGUGUCAGCAUCAAGCGUUGUGUCAACUCUCUCGCAUCCCGCUGAGGAUUACUCAUUGCCAAGCUUGGGUGACUUGGAUUCUACGUUUCUACAGCAAGAAUUGGCAGAUGCCAUGGAUAUUGAUCAAGGUGUACCAAUGGCAUAA
Messenger RNA from Melampsora larici-populina 98AG31, 1200 nucleotides. RefSeq lists its product as uncharacterized. The record is from RefSeq and is a predicted model, not a curated record. Lineage: Eukaryota; Fungi; Basidiomycota; Pucciniomycetes; Pucciniales; Melampsoraceae. The transcript has 6 exons. Bases 1 to 1200 code for a protein of 399 amino acids.